UUAUUGUAUAUAUUUUGGCGCGACAACAGCGCUGCGUUUCAUUCAAUUAUUGAAAUUGCUAUAGUGAAGUGUCGUGUUGUGAAUUUUAGAGUUAAGCAUAAUUUUCUUAAUUUUACCAUUGGAUUGUUCUACUGUAUUCUUCAGAUCAUAGUUAGUUGAUAAGUUUUCACAAUGGGGAAAAAUUACUAUAAAAUAUUAGGACUUACAAAAGGUGCUACAGACGAUGAGAUCAAAAAGGCAUACCGCAAGUUGGCAUUGAAAUACCAUCCGGACAAGAACAAAUCUGCUGGCGCAGAAGAGAGGUUCAAGGAAGUGGCAGAGGCUUACGAAGUAUUGUCUGAUAAGAAGAAGAGGGAAAUUUACGAUGCGCACGGCGAGGAAGGGUUGAAGGGCGGAAUGGGCAACCAGAACGGACCUGGUGGCGGUCAAUCAUUCUCGUAUACCUUCCAUGGAGAUCCGAGGGCGACGUUUGCACAGUUCUUCGGUUCAGCGAGCCCCUUCCAGGCCUUUUUCGAUCUGAACGGCAGCGGCGGUGGGGGCACCACCAUGUUCUUUGACCGUGACAUGGACGUCGAUAUGGAUCCGUUUGCCAACAUGGGAAUGGGGCAGACGCGGCCUGGUGGACCCGGUGGUGCCUUCCGCAGUCACAGUUUCAACUUCCACGGCUCGCCAAGUAGGAAAGAGAAGACUCAGGAUCCGCCCAUUGAGCACGAUCUCUAUGUGUCUCUGGAGGAUAUCGCCCGCGGAUGUGUAAAGAAAAUGAAGAUCUCGCGCCGCGUUAUACAACCUGACGGUACAUCCAAGAAAGAGGAUAAGGUACUCACCAUUCAUGUGAAACCUGGAUGGAAAGCUGGCACAAAGAUCACGUUCCAGAAAGAAGGUGACCAAGGCAGGAAUAAGAUACCAGCUGACAUUGUUUUCAUCAUCAGAGAUAAGCCACACCCACUCUUCAAGAGGGAAGGCAGUGACAUUAGAUAUACUGCAAAAAUCUCACUCAAACAGGCGUUAUGUGGUACAAUAAUCGAAGUUCCUACCAUGUCUGGAGAUAAACUAACAGUGAACCUGCAAGGAGAAGUAGUCAAACCACACACUGUGAAGAGAUUCCCAGGGUAUGGGCUGCCGUUCCCCAAGGAGCCGACGAGGAAAGGUGACCUGUUGGUUGCGUUCGAUAUCAAAUUCCCCGACCGCAUCAGUUCUGGUGUAAAAGAAAUAUUAACAGAUACUCUACCCAAUUAAUGUAGCAACAAGACUGCCGAAUAUCUUAUUAAGAGAUGUGUAUACAGUGAUAUUUUAACAUCCUUAUAAAUAAUUUAAGUAUCUAAUAAUCUGUGCUCGGCCACAUGCUGAGUAGGCCUUCAGCAUGCAUUUGGCUGACUGUAGACAACCAGGUGUUAGAGUAUAAUUGUCUAUGCUCAAAUCUUAAUGAGACAUUCCUGGAGUUUGUAGGAUCUUAUUUACUCAUGUUGCCUAAUUAUGUUGGAGAUGUUACCCUCAUUGAUUCCAAUGUAACAUUUCGCUUGUAGGACUGUGUGCGUGAAUUAGCCAAAUUUGACUGAGUGGGUAGUGACUUCUGCGUUCUAGUAGGGGUACUUGGAAUGCUUGAGACACACUUUGUUCUAUUAAUGUCUGUGAGAUUGUAUUUAAUAUUAAAAAAUAAGUUGUAAAUAUUUUGUACUGUUAUGUAAAUACAUAGUGAUCUUUAUAACAGUGAUUGUAAGUUUUAGGUUCCGAUAAUUGUAAUGUGAAAGUGAAUAUUUUCGACAUUUUGUAAAUUAUGACUGUACAUUUGAGGCCUAUAAAAUAAAAGGUAGCUAAAUGCCAUAAAAUCUAUUUCAUUUUCAUUCUGUAUUCAAAUAUUUCACUUAAUUAAAAUUCAAAUUAUUACUAAUAUUCUAAUUUCCUGUAAUCUGAUUUAAAAUAUAGAAUAUUGUUCCAUAUCCUUGACAAAAUAUUAGUGGUGGUUUUUGAACAUUGAUAGAGUUGGAUUUAGCUGUCUUUGAUUUUAUGGGCCUCGUUUGUAAAAUGAUGACAAAAAAAAAACUUAUCACUUAUAAUUGCUGUUUAAUACUAAUAAACAAGUUUAAAAAGUUA
This is a messenger RNA of Galleria mellonella (greater wax moth), 2091 nucleotides long. It is a transcript of the gene DnaJ-5, whose product is annotated as dnaJ protein homolog 1. Gene Ontology annotation, cellular component: cytosol. Gene Ontology annotation, biological process: negative regulation of transcription by RNA polymerase II. The transcript is spliced from 3 exons. Gene Ontology annotation, molecular function: protein-folding chaperone binding. NCBI's taxonomy places the organism in Eukaryota, Metazoa, Arthropoda, Insecta, Lepidoptera, Pyralidae. Bases 172 to 1236 code for a protein of 354 amino acids. The record is from RefSeq and is a predicted model, not a curated record.